Molecule: messenger RNA, 247 nt
Organism: Racocetra persica
Lineage: Eukaryota; Fungi; Glomeromycota; Glomeromycetes; Diversisporales; Gigasporaceae
Source: the annotation of a GenBank genome assembly
AUACUAUUAGCAAAUCAUAUUAAGAAAGGGUACUACAUUCAUCGAAUUAAAGAAGGUCUCUGGAGUACUUUUGGCAUUAGUAAGAAUAAAAAAGAUGCUUGCGCCUCUUCUGCAAACUUACAAGUUGGAUCUUUAGAUUCGAUAGAUGUUAAUGAUCUUUAUGAAAACUUGCCUGACUCCAACUCUGAAAGCCAUUUAAGUGAUAAUGGCAUUGAAGACAAUGAUAAUGAUGAUAAUUAUGAUCCUG